Molecule: messenger RNA, 4915 nt
Organism: Dama dama (fallow deer)
Lineage: Eukaryota; Metazoa; Chordata; Mammalia; Artiodactyla; Cervidae
Product: endogenous retrovirus group PABLB member 1 Env polyprotein-like
Exons: 4
Coding region: 663-2096 (477 amino acids)
Source: RefSeq, a predicted model, not a curated record
AAGUGCCAGACAUUUUUAUCUCUCUUAAGCGGCAGGAAGAAACAAACCAGCGAUCUGUUUUUCCUUCUCUAUAUAAAUUUAAAAGGAGGUUUCUCUUAACAUUCUGUGUUGCCAUGACACCUGGUUUCACCUAAAGCUAACUACUCUCAAACUUUGAGUUAACCAAUACAUUCCUUUUUCGUAUGGAAAUGUUGUCUUAAGCUAUGUUAAUGAACUCCGGACUCUAUCUUCAAGUUGGUUCCGCCAAACGGCCUAACUUACUUACUCAGGUAUUGUUCCCCUGAUCUAUGUAAACGGAACUGCUUGUUGGUAUUCUGCCCUUCUACAAGAUUCAAGUCAAUCGUUUUAUGGCCUGGGAUGGAUUAUCUGAUGCCAUUCUAAAUUUUAUGACAUUCCUUUCAUUUCAUUAACAGACUGUGAGUGACUAUAUAACAUACAGCUAAAGACUAGGAGGGGGGUACUCUUUUGCCCCCUUCUGAUGCCUAUGUCAGAAGCUUUCUCUAUACUUUAAUAAAACUUUAUUACACAAAAGCUCUGAGCGAUCCAGCCUCGUCUCUGGCCCCGGAUUGAAUUCGUCUCCUCCGGAGGCCAAGAAUCCCGCGUCUUAUCGUUCAGCAACAACCUUUCAUCUUGGGGGCUCGUCCGGGAUCCUUCAGGACAAGAUGGGCCUGAUAAUCUAUGUGAGCCUACUUCUGCUGACUCCAGAAAUCCUGAGUCUGCCCUUUGAUCCUCAAGACAAUGCCUUCCUGUCCUGGGCUCACUCCUAUGCUGCAUUCCACAAUCGGUCUAACUGCUGGGUCUGCGGAGCACUCCCCUCUUCAUCAGUGGAAGGCUUCCCGUGGUGGACAUCUCCACUUCAAGGAAAAGACUUUCUCCAAGUCUGCGAAUACCUUCGACAACUAUCACAUGUGAUGCCUCUUCUUCGUCUGAUGACAUCUAACAACCCUAGAAUGGACUGGUGCAAUACUUUGUACCUUAACUAUGGACAUAACGUGACUUUUAAUUUUGAUUAUACACUGUCUCAGUUUAAUCACUAUUUUGCUGCACAUAAGACAAAUAGGUCUAGAUCUGAUGGUUUUUUACCUGACGUUUAUCAAAUAUGGGAUGAGGUUAUAUGGCUAACUCCUGAAAAGCGACGUCUAAUAUCUACUGCCCCUAUAUGCUGGGAACAAACAGAGCCAUCCCCCAAAGUUAGCCAACAACUUAAUUACACUGAUUGGAAACAAUUGGGAUUUUUGCCUCAAGAAAUAUGUAACGUAAUCAUUCCCGUAUUUUCCAACCCCAGUUCAGGACCUCCCUUUGUCUGGCCAGGCACUAAUUGGGACUGGGCAUCUCAGUCACGCUGGCUUGCCCCAAACGGGACUUAUUGGAUAUGUGGCUCUUACCUAUGGGCUUGGCUUCCCCCUGGCUGGAUAGGGAGAUGCACCCUGGGUCUAGCCUUUACUCAUGGUUUUAUAUUUUCAGAGCUUCCAGAAAAGCCUGCUAAUUUACCCCACCUUAAAACACGGUGGGCAAGGUCUGUAUUUCACUGGUAUGAUUAUUUGGCUGCAGUGUUUGUCCCCUCUUUGGGAACUACAGAUGUUAUGUUACGAGUAGAUGCUUUGACUAAUCUUACUCAACAGGCAUUACAAGAUUCUCAAAAAGCUAUUUCGGCUCUUAAUGCUGAACAAGCACAAAUUAAAAAGGUGGUUUUACAAAACAGAUUGGCUUUAGAUAUUCUGACAGCUGCACAAGGAGGAACUUGUGCCAUCAUUCAUACUCAAUGCUGCACAUAUAUACCUGAUAUGAGCACUAAUGUUACUCAUUUUACUAAACACAUGAACAAGAUGAUUGGGGCCAUGGAUACUCCUGAAGCCUCAAUUGCCUCACUUUGGGAGACGUUAACUAGUUCCCCAUGGUGGAAACCCAUCUUAAUUACAAUAAUUCUGAUUGUUUUGUUUUUGCUCUUUGCUCCCUGCAUUUGUAACUGUGUGACUGGAUUUGUUUCUAGUCGCAUGAAAGCUUUUAAGUUACAAAUGGUUGCUCAAACUCCUGCUAUCACUGCAGCUUCUUCUGACUACUAUUUGGGGCCGCUGGAUCAGACAUCCUCACUAUGAGUAUUAGGAGAAUAUGUUGCCUCACCAAUUUAGGGACAACGCCCCUUGUCAGCUCGGAAGCAGUUAUGGAAUGAAAACGACGCCCCUUUUCCCUAGGCAACAUAAUUCUCCUAAAAGAAAAGGGGGGAAUGAGAGGGUAACAGGCAGGAAGGCCAGGGGUCUCCAAAUGGAGGAAAGAGGCUGUAAGUGCCAGACAUUUUUAUCUCUCUUAAGCGGCAGGAAGAAACAAACCAGCGAUCUGUUUUUCCUUCUCUAUAUAAAUUUAAAAGGAGGUUUCUCUUAACAUUCUGUGUUGCCAUGACACCUGGUUUCACCUAAAGCUAACUACUCUCAAACUUUGAGUUAACCAAUACAUUCCUUUUUCGUAUGGAAAUGUUGUCUUAAGCUAUGUUAAUGAACUCCGGACUCUAUCUUCAAGUUGGUUCCGCCAAACGGCCUAACUUACUUACUCAGGUAUUGUUCCCCUGAUCUAUGUAAACGGAACUGUUUGUUGGUAUUCUGCCCUUCUACAAGAUUCAAGUCAAUCGUUUUAUGGCCUGGGAUGGAUUAUCUGAUGCCAUUCUAAAUUUUAUGACAUUCCUUUCAUUUCAUUAACAGACUGUGAGUGACUAUAUAACAUACAGCUAAAGACUAGGAGGGGGGUACUCUUUUGCCCCCUUCUGAUGCCUAUGUCAGAAGCUUUCUCUAUACUUUAAUAAAACUUUAUUACACAAAAGCUCUGAGCGAUCCAGCCUCGUCUCUGGCCCCGGAUUGAAUUCGUCUCCUCCGGAGGCCAAGAAUCCCGCGUCUUAUCGUUCAGCAACAACCUUUCACUGGUAGGCUACAGUCCAUGGGAUCACUAAGAGUCGGACACGACUGAGCCACUUCACUGGUUCACCACAACUACUGAAUGCCCCCUCCCCGCUCUAGACCAGCUCCCUGACAACUAGAGAAGCCCCCCUGCAGCAACAAAGACUCAGAGCAACCAAAAAUUAAUAAAUGAGUAGUGAAGAUAUAGACAGGCAGAUGGAAGCCACCGCUUCUGACAGCUAGACAAGCCCUUUCCUCCAAGUCAGUCUUCUUUCCAAGACUUGCUGGGUUUGGCUGCUCCAGCAAGCUGGUUCACUUAGGUGAACCCUCUCCCUCUCCCCCCAAAGAAUUUUAAUACUAACGUUAACAUGCUGUUUGUUUCCCAGCUCGGGAGGAUUGUAAUGAGAGAUAAUGCCAACUACUCUGCGUGGGAAGUACGACUCCAGAUUUGGGGGGCUCGCCUGGAUUUAGCCCUGGCUGCCUCCUCCCCCAGCACACGUCGCAGCUAGUCCGGGGUACCAAGUGCUUUUCCUCCGCCCACCCGGCCUCCAGACUCCCCUGCUUUGCUCUAUAAACUACAUUAUCUCCAUUCUUUCUUUUGUACCCCUGGACUCACCAGCACACGGGCCUCUUUGUCUCCGCAGACGUCUGGUACCACUACAGGGUCCGGAAAGGAAACAAAACGACCCGAGUGUUGGGACCUUACAUAAUCCAGGGCGGGGCUCGGCAAACCCUCAGAAGAUCGCCCCUCCCCUCUAACUCUGGCUUAAAGGGAAGAAAUGCUGUUCGUGGAAUAAAAAAAAAAAAAAGCAGAAUGAAGGAAUUUAUGGGUAGGUUGGGAGAGGAGUGAGCUGCAUUUAGGUUUCUCGUUCUGAAACUGCUCAACAAUGAACAUCUGCAGGCGGCAGGCUGUGGAAACGCGGAUCUGCCCGGGUCCGCGGAAAUUCCCAGUCGUUGGUCCGAAGGGAGAUCCCGGAACCCGACUUAUUUCGAGCACCCUCUGGGUCGAUUCUGAAUAGGAAGAUGCUUUUCCGAGCCGCCGAGCCCACGGGGCCGCUCUUGAAUUCUAGCAUCCAAGUACAUUCCCCGCCGCCUCGCGUCGCCUCCGGAAGGAAAGCGCCCGCCGCGGAGCUGGCCUUCGGAACCCCGUCAGCCCACGCCAGAGGAAAGCGAAACCUCAGCAUCCAGGAAAACAUACACACACCGAGGUUCUGUCAACGUUAGGGAGGAAACUAGACCCAGAGUGACAAUAGCUGCAGAGCCGUGCGGUGCUUCACCCUUUAGAAAUGCCAGAGAGAGCUCUGACUUGGGCUUUGGUCCUUGACCGGUCCCAGGGCAAAAGGAUUCAAUCUCUGGGCAGGGCACUAAGAUCCCACAUGCCUUGGAGCAACCGAACCCGCAUGCCACGAUGAAAAAGAUCCCUCGUGAUGCAGUGAACAUCCUGUGUGUUGCAACUAAGACCCAACACAGCCAGGCACAAGUCGCCUCCCCCAGCAAGCGGACCCGGGCCACGAAGGCGGGCAUAUGCGUCCCCGCUUUGCCUGGCUCUCAGGGCACGCCACAGCCCCCACCAAGGGGUCCGCGGGCUACGACCUGUGCAGUGCCUAUGAUUACACAGUACCGCCGAUGGAGGAAGUGCUUGGGAAAACUGACAUUUAGAUAGCCCUUCCUUCUGCGUGCUAUGGAAGAGUGGCUCCUCGUUCCGGCUUGGCAGCAAAACACUUCGUAGAUGUGGGAGCUGGUGUCAUAGAUGAAGAUUCUAGAGGAAAUGUUGGUGUUGUUCUGUUUAAUUUUGGCAAAGAGAAGUUUGAAGUCAAAAAAGGUGAUCGAAUUGCCCAGCUCAUUUGUGAACGAAUAUUUUACCCAGAAAUAGAGGAAGUUCAAGUUUACAUGACACUGAAAGGGGUUCAGGAGGCUUUGUUCCACUGGAAGUAAUUAAAACUUCUGCCAAGAACAGGAAAUGAGAAUGUACAUUUUUCUUGAAAAUAAAGACUUUGCUUUAAAAAAAAAAAUGUCCUGGUUGACGUGUC